CUCCCUUACUGAGAUGCCACUAUUUCCGACUGCACCUGAAGGCGGCACAGACCCCUCAUCCAGUGCAUCACAGCGACGCCCUGCGCGGAUAUAGAUAGAUAGAUAGACAGAUAGAUAGAUAGAUAGAUGCCCCUUGUGUUAAAACCACGGGACCGUAACAGCUGUGCCAUCUGCUUUAUGCGAAGGGUCGUGCUGAAGCCUGGGAGCGAAGCAGCGGCAGCAUGCAGCGGAGCGCGGUGGUCGUGGUGGCGGAAAAAACGACCCUGAAAAGGCCGUUUAUUUUCGCGAACGCCGUGCAUAUGGCGCUGUGCUUCUUCAUGCUGACAAUGACAGUAGCUUGGCACAGAGACCUCAUACAGACUGGCAAACUGGUGUCCAGCGUUUCUGUGGUGUUAAUGUACGUCAUAGAGAUCGGCUGCCUGCUGCUCUCAGUGCUGGGUGUGUUUGGAGCCUUUAAAGGAAAGAGAUGGUGUUUGAUUCUGUAUGCAACUGGGAUGGCGGCGGCCAGUCAAACAAUAAUUGUUAGAACAGCGCUAAGCUACCAAGAUCUUUAUGAGAAACGUGUAGUCCGUGAAGAGUCAAAGUUGCUGUCCAUGAUGCCGCUCAGUGGAGCAAGCAAAGCCAACAGGACCCUGCUGUAUAGUAUUCAAGAAGAAUUUGAGUGCUGCGGUCUUAUUGAAGGCUACAAAGACUGGGGCUCUUUCAUCCCUGCCUCCUGCAACUGUCAGUAUCCAGGAAAAUGUAUUCGACUACGGGGCAGCGCCACACUCGGGGCUCCAAAGAACCAGUAUGUUUAUCAAGAGCCUUGCCUACCGAUUUAUGUCUCCGAACUAAAGCUUGCAUUCUCAUUGGCGAUGGGUAUACAAUUUGGAAGCGGAGUGUUUUGGAUGGUUUUACUUGUUAUGAGCAUCAAGCUCAUGGGCCAGAUAAGGAGAAAACAGGAAUUCAUGGCUCUUCUCCAAUCAAACAGAUAUGUCCCUGGUGCCUUCUAGUAACAUAGUCCGUUUUAAUACAUACUUCAAAAUAUUAUCAAGCGUACCUUGUUUGAAUUUGCACACGUAAACACAUUACGCCGUCUACCAUAAGCUGGCUAUUUUGUGCUAUAGCAACAUAUCUUAAAUUAUGAUUUUCUAAGUGUUAAUGCAUGUAACUGAUAUUGAAAAGUAAUCUACAUGCAUAGAACAAUUUCAAAUGAUUUUUUUAAUUACUGUGGCAAAAACAGUGAAGUUUAAUAAAAUGAAAUUAACUUAUCUUUAAUAAUCAUCACAUUUUCAAGAUCCUGUUCUAAAUGAAUAUCUUACCAAGCCACGUGUUUUUCUGGCAUUUUGACAUUUACAGUUAGUGUCGUCUUAUUCUGAUAUGAUUUAUCUCCAUUGCCUCCACACCUGGACACAUCAGUGAGUCUUUGUAAAGGCAGAUAUUAAUCCAAUCCCAUCUCCUGUACCUAACAUUCUCAAACACAUGCACCGAACACAUUUGUGUUCGUCAGCUGGACCAACCUCUUUUAAACAUAUUCAAAUAUUUGUACUUGUCUUUAGCACACACAUUGGGUUUUCAGCGUUAGAGCAAACAAUAAUCUUUGAAGAAAUAAUAAUAUGAAUAACCAUUAUGUAGUGUCUUUCCUAAACAGUGUUUACAAAAUGCUUUGAUUAAAAUCUAAUGAUUUAUUUAUUAUUGAGCAAUGUACUUCCUUGGGUAAAUAAUCAGGUUAGACAAAGGAAUGAGUCAAAGUUCUCACUGGGAUACCAGAAUGUCUUGAUGCCUUGUUAUGCACAUUGUAUAUUUGAAACUUCAUAACUUCAUUCAAUUUUUCUUAAAGCACAUGUAGUGAUUAAAUGAUAUAUGGUCAUGUCCAUUAGGAGGAGAGGGGAUUCUGUUUGGUUGCACAUUCAGUAGACAUGCCAGUAAAUUCUCAAUGAUUUUCGCCUCCAAAAUUGGAUUUGAAGGGGUGGAGAAAUUUUGGCAUGGCCACUGCAGACAGGCUUUGAGAGGCUCCUGUUGAAAAAUAUUUCAUCAGUAUUGUGAGAUUUUACUGUCCCAAAGAAGAAGCCUUCACGCCUCAUCACUCCAAAUAUGACUUGCUGCAUGAGCUGCCUGCAGUUGAAAUGUCUCCUUGACUUAUGUAUUGUCAAAUGAAUUUCAUCUGAAACAGCAAAUCCAAUGUCUACCUGUGCACUUAAACCAUGAAUGCCUAAUAUACAUGUUCUGUAAAGUAUGGUAUAUUUAUUUCUGUCAUGCAGGUUUUUUUUUUUUAAUUUAUGGAAUGGAGUUAUGUAAUAUUUUGUAAAUAGCAGGAAUAAACAGUGAUUCUUGUUCCUUUGA
Molecule: messenger RNA, 2322 nt
Organism: Xiphias gladius (swordfish)
Lineage: Eukaryota; Metazoa; Chordata; Actinopteri; Istiophoriformes; Xiphiidae
Product: tetraspanin-8-like
Exons: 9
Coding region: 222-992 (256 amino acids)
Cellular component (GO): membrane
Source: RefSeq, a predicted model, not a curated record